AUGGUUAGGCGUGAAAAUAGAAGUAUAGAAAACACCAACACUCAAGGAAAUGGUCAGAGUGACGCAUUUGCUGAGUUCUUUGAGGCAUUUAUGGACGCACCUCCCACCUUCACAUUCUACAUUUCAAUCGGCACUCCAACGGUAGAUAUCUCAGUAAUUAGUCCCAUGGAAAUUCCAAUAUUCGUAAAUAGGAGAAGUGCCCAGACUGAGACCAGUAGGAAUACUGCUGCAGGUACACCAUCACAAUUCUUCAGUUAUAUACAGGAGCUCAUAGACAGUAUCCGACGAAGAGAAAGGAUCAAAAAGGAGCUGAUUAGAAACAAGCCAUAUGUAUUUACAAAAGACAUGGAAACAAAGGACUGCACAGUCUGCUUAUCGGAAUUUAAACACAAGCAACGUAUUAGAAGAUUGGAUUGUGACCACGAGUUUCAUAAAAAAUGUAUCGACAAGUGGUUAUUGCAGGGCAACUCCUGCUGUCCUCUGUGCAGAAAGGAGCCUUUUUUGAAGAAGUAUAAGGAAAAAUAG
Messenger RNA from Vittaforma corneae ATCC 50505, 525 nucleotides. RefSeq lists its product as uncharacterized. The coding region runs from base 1 to 525 and encodes 174 amino acids. The transcript has a single exon. Lineage: Eukaryota; Fungi; Microsporidia; Nosematidae. The record is from RefSeq and is a predicted model, not a curated record.